Molecule: messenger RNA, 1608 nt
Organism: Musa acuminata subsp. malaccensis (wild Malaysian banana)
Lineage: Eukaryota; Viridiplantae; Streptophyta; Magnoliopsida; Zingiberales; Musaceae
Product: probable transcription factor KAN4
Biological process (GO): abaxial cell fate specification; regulation of DNA-templated transcription
Molecular function (GO): transcription cis-regulatory region binding
Source: RefSeq, a predicted model, not a curated record
UUCUCUAAGGAGGUUAGUCCAAAUUCUUGCCUUGAUAUCUGGGAACCCUGCAAUUGCUUCACAUCUAGUUACUUGACAUUUGCCAUUCUCCCACUUUCAACCGGUCUUCUCUCUCUAGGUACUUUAUGGUUCAUCAUCUCUUAGCAUGACUCCCAUGGAAAUCAUCACCUAAUCACUGCCACACUUCUUCUAUUUAUCCCACCAGUACCUCUCCUUUUCUUUCUUCAGUAAGUACUCUCCAACCUCCCGCUGGUUCUUCCAAAAAGCUCAGCCUGCUCUUUGUGUAUUACCCAUCUUUGAGCACAAAUGGCAACCAUCUUCCCUGAUCUCUCACUGCACAUCAGUCCACCAUCGAUCUCCGUGGAUGGAGCCUCGAUGAUGGGGGUUUCAUUUGGGGACCAGAAUUCCGCAGCGUCGGGUAGCAGCGAGAGCGACAUGAGCCAUGAUCAACCCUCCUCCUUGAGCUGCGACCAGGGCCGGGAGGCUAGCCGUGGUGAGCCGACGCUGACCCUAGGGAUCGAGGUGCCACUCACUGGUUCCCGUGACAGCCGCCACCACCACCACCAUCAACAUCAUCCUCAGGUCUUUGGAUUCAAGCGGAAUCCGCGAUCCAGCCACGGAAGAAGCAGGAGCAGUAGGGCUCCCAGAAUGAGGUGGACAACCGCCCUCCACGCUCAUUUCGUUCAUGCGGUGGAGCUCCUCGGCGGCCAUGAGAGAGCUACACCGAAAUCAGUUUUGGAGCUGAUGAACGUGAAGGAUCUAACGCUGGCUCAUGUAAAGAGCCAUCUGCAGAUGUAUAGAACAGUGAAGAGCAGUGAUAGAGGAGGAGGAGGAGGUGGUGGUGGAGGAGGAGGGGCAGGCCAAGGUCAGGCAGAUAUGGGCAUGAACCAGAGGACAAGGGUGGAGGAAGUGGAGGGAGGACUGCCAUGUGAUAAAGCUGGGAAUGAGAUCACCCCUUCUCACAAUUCCUUCACCAUGCCAACUCCACCAACGCCACUACUCAACUCACCAAGCUUGCUGUAUCCAUCCGCAGAAAGGAAAGCUUGGAACACAUCAACCAACCAAAAUGCAGUGUCACCAUAUCCCUACUUCAGCAGUGAUCAUUUACUCGACAGUGACACUCAGGCAAUGGUGGAAGACCAACAGGAAGCACUCAUUGGGUCGAACUUAGAUGCACCAAACUCCAUGCUCGCUGCUGCUGCUGCUGCUGAUGAUGAUGAUGGUCUUACAGCAUUGACGACGAAGACGCCCAACCUUGAGAUCACCUUAGGCCGCCAGAGUUGGCAAAAGGAGAACGCAGAAGCUUCCUGCGAGAUGAGGCUCAAGUGUUUGUGAUAAGCCUUGUGGGAUUCAGAGAGAAGUGUGUUCUUUUGGUUGCAUCUUGUUCUUCCCCCCCACUCUCAAGUUUUGCUUGGAUUGAUGCCAUGAGCCACAGCAAAGACAAAUAUGUUUGGCGAGUCAUAUACACUGGCAGCAUUGUACAUGUAAAAUCUGGUCAAUCUUUCGGACAGAAUCUGGCUGGGAAUGAAGCCGAUCAAGGUGUGCUGUGUAUGCUUUUGUGAGAGUUCUAUGAGACCAGUCCAAAUCUAAUAUAACAUUCUAAAUUUA